AUGUCGUCCAGAGUCCCGUGCUUUGUCAAAGAACAUAACUGGCCGAAUUCUUUUGCUUUUGCGACGACAGCAGACUUGGAUGGAACGGUUAAUUUGAAGAAGCAGCCUCCGUUAACCUCAAACCCUCGAUGCGUUCUCGUGCGAUCUUGUGAGGACCCGAAUCGGAAGCUUUUCGUGCAGCUCAGCGGCCCGGAGCGAUUUCAAUAUGUGCUACUCAACGCGAGAUCGAUGGAAUUUGCCGGGUUUUCGGAUAAUGAGGAGGCCCUAAUCGAAAGCGUCGAGCCGACCACCUGCGAUGCCGUGGAAAUCGCGCCCCUUUCAGCGGAGGAUUUUCAAGUUAUUGAAGCCAACACCUACGAGAUCGAGGGCACCUUUCUGAACCAAUGCCGACUGGUCUCGCAGGGAAUGGUGAUCCCAUUCUUUGCAAGUGGUGGCCGGCCGGUGCUUUUUAAAAUUGUCAAAAUCCAUCCGGAAACGACCAAGCCUGUCUUGCUUUCCGCACAUACGGAGCUUCACGUAGCACCUGUGGCCAACGGCUUCAUCAAGCAGUCCAACCGGGAGGAGAAGCGGAACAGCGAGGCCCAAUUUAGCAAGGUAUGGCUCUGUAAAAUUUCUGUUGACGUCGUAAUUUUGGACAAAUCUCAACCCUAUGGCAGUAUCCUCUACGUCGCGAUCAGGACACUACGUCCGGCCUGUCCGGAAGUGUUUGCCAGGCUUCAUUUGAUGUCGCAUUCGGCGCAACAGGACGAAAAGUUGAGCAAGUUGCAGGAGUUGUUAAAUGUAGUCGAACUCGGCGAUCCGCUGUGCAUAAGCCUGGAUCGCGAAGUCAGGAGAUUGGCUUCAGAUUCUGCCUUGUUACUUGGAAAUCAGGGAGCAACCGUUCGAGUAGUUGUGGAAGGCACCACUCUAUCGCUCCUGCUCUGCCCCACCUUUAAGGAGUUAUCCGAAAAUCCGCAUAACGGCAAGAAUUUUUGCUUCCGGGUGACCGAGAAUACAAGGCCAAUUUUUCAGAAAUCCUCUGCUGAACAUUCUACCCCAGCAGAAGAACGAGUCAUCAAUUUUGGCUUCGAGGCCAGGCACAAGUUGAAGGAGUUCAGUUUUCAAAACAAGCUGAUCGAGUCGAUCGAAUCGUGGCUGAACUUUGGCUGGGGAGGAAAGGCGGAUUUGACCUCUAACCACUUGCUGAUUCUCGGCCCUUCCGGAUCGGGCAGAAGCUCACUGCUCGAGAUUUUGGCCAAAAAGUUGGCGCAGUCAUCGAAAGUGAUCUUUUCCAGGCGAUUGGAAUGUUCUGCCUUAAAAGGGAAACAAGCCGAGAAGCUGAAAAAGCAGCUGUUGCACGAGAUGGAGAUGUGUACGAUCCGGAGUCCAGCGAUUAUAUUUCUUGAUGGAAUCGAUUUGAUUGCCCAGUCGAAUCGUGAUGAAGAGCAUAGAAUGCUGCAGAUCGAAAGGAUCUUUAUGAUGCUCCGUGACCUCCUAAAAUCCAACGCGCACUUCCAAUUCGUCUUCACCGCCAAAUCACUGCACUCGAUACACCCAAUUUUGGUGGGCGGCGGCGGGAACCGCUUUUUCGGGCUGACGCUCAUGAUUGACGACCUGGCAUUGGUAGGACAAUUU
Molecule: messenger RNA, 1614 nt
Organism: Mesorhabditis spiculigera
Lineage: Eukaryota; Metazoa; Nematoda; Chromadorea; Rhabditida; Rhabditidae
Source: the annotation of a GenBank genome assembly